GUAUUUCAGAACAUGUGACACAAAACACGGAAUCCCAUAUGCUCUUCAGAUCCCUUAGCAAGGGUUGAUGUAGAAAUUUUCUUUGCACUGAUUGGCUGACGAUUUACUGUUGAGACAAGAUGUGUGCUCAGUUUGUAUAUGUAUAUGCGCGCGAUGCGAUUCAAGUUUGCGCAUAUUUACAGAUGUUUACAGAUGUCGCUAAUGCUAAGAAAUUGUAAAUGUUUUCAUGAAAUACGUACUAUUGAAACGUAUGAUACAUUUAAAAUAUUUAUCUCUCUACGAAUCAUAUAUCUAAUUUAUAAAUUAUAUGUUACCUGUAAUCUACAGAACAAACACUACAUAGAAUGUUGAAUAAUAGAAUGUUUUCAUAUAAAAAAUUGUUUACCGAGAUUGCUGUAGCUUUGUUAUGUUUAUUUAUUUUCUGUGAAUACAUACUUUAUUAUCUUGUGCUCAUUCAGUGUUCAUGGCCUGUUUUGGAUCCACAUAAACUUGAUGCAAAAAUUCCCAAACCAAGCGCAGAAGAACUACCUGUGCAUGCAAUGUUUAUAGCAGAUACUCAUUUAUUAGGUUCCAGAAAAGGACAUUGGCUUGACAAAUUAAAAAGGGAAUGGCAAAUGUACAGAGCAUUUCAAACUAUGGUUACACUGCACAAGCCAGAUAUAAUCUUUGUGUUAGGUGAUUUAUUCGACGAGGGACAAUGGAGUAGCUCUUCAGAGUUUGAGCAAUACAUCGAAAGAUUUCAUUCGCUAUUUUCUGUACCACGAAACACUCAUCUGUAUGUUGUUGCUGGAAAUCAUGACAUUGGAUUUCAUUAUGUUAUUACACCAUCCUUAAAUCAACGAUUUGUGAAUGGUUUAAAGGCACCAAGCGUGAAGAGAGUUACUAUAAGGGGGAACCAUUUUGUUUUAAUUAAUAGCAUGGCUCUAGAAGGAGAUGGCUGCUUUUUAUGCCGUCCUACAGAGAUCGCACUAAAUAAAAUUGCAACGCAUUUGAAAUGUGCAAAAGGUACAGGCAAUCAUUGCGAUAAAACAAAUGUUAUUUCAAGAUAUAGCAGACCAAUCAUUUUACAGCAUUAUCCAAUGUAUCGUGAAUCUGAUGAAAAUUGCAAUGAACUCGAUCAAGCACCGGAUGAUAUAAAAGAUAUCAAAUUCAGAGAAAGAUGGGAAUGUCUAUCGAAGGAAGCAUCUGAACAGCUCUUAGAUAUAUUACAUCCAAGACUGAUUGUUAACGGCCAUACUCAUCACGGCUGUAGAAGAAUACACAGGGAAGAUAUAUUUGAAUUUACAAUAUCAUCGUUUAGUUGGCGUAAUAAAGAUAAUCCUUCACUCUUAUUAGCAAUUGAUGAGAUGGAACAAAGGGAUCUCCCACAGGCAUUCCGCCUACUCGGGGAGAUGAAUGCCAAUGUUCUACAAGUAAACCAACUUGUAGACAAUAUGCUGGUUCGUGUAAAAAAUGGAGAGAUUUCUACAGACAAGGGUCUUAGUUUCUUAGAAAUGAAAUAUCACAUGUUACUUUCCUAUUUAAUUAAUUUGACUUACAUAGUUUUAAGAAAAUGUUCAGGAGAACGUAUAGAAGGAGAUCCAUCAAUUGAUCGUUUAAUUGAAAUCAGAACUGUCCUAGAGAAAAUCCGACCAAUAGAUCAGAAACUUAAAUAUCAAAUAGAUAAACUUGUUAAGACUGCUGUAACUGGUACUACUAACAGUGAUGACCCAAGUAAUUUUAAAGCAAAUCCUGAUGCACUUAUUGGGAAAAUCGAGAGCAAUGACGAUGAAUCCGAUAGCGAUCAAGACGGUGAAAUGGAUGGUUUCAAAUCGACACAGUCAAGGAAGUCUAAUAUUUAUAUACCACCGAAACUUGCUGCAGUACACUAUGACGGAGAUGAGACUGUUGCAGAGAAAAUGCGUAAAGCAGGUGAAAGAGCUCGCAGACGUGCAGUCUCGGGUGCGGUUUUGAGAGAAUUGAAAGAGGAAUAUUUAGAUGCCCCUAUCGAAGAUACUCAUGGCCUCAGUGAGAAACAAAUCAGUAUGGGUCGUGAAAAUAAACGGAAGAUAGAAUACGAAGAAACAUACAUGACACGUUUGCCAGUAACUAAACAAGAAAAACACAGACGUCGCAUGAUGACUACUGUCGGUACACUUGGAGAAGAAAUUACAUCUUUCGGAGAGUCAUCCGCUGUGUCUGCUAAGAAAAGGAAAACUCAGAAAAAGGGUAAAGCUAAAAGAAAAAAAACGGCAUCACUAAGUCAGCUUUAUAACAGUUCGAAAAGCUGAAUUUCGUACAGCAUUAAUAAUUAAGGUAAAAUGCAAAAAAAAUUUACUUCGAUUCUUCUUGACAAAAGCAGAUGCCAUUAAUACUCGUUAAUAAGUUAAGCUAAAUAACUCAUAACAUCUAGUAAUUAAAAAUAAAAAGCAACCGUCGACGGUGAAGUAAAAUAGCACGAUGGUAAUUUAUUACUGCAUAAGACAUACUAAUGGUCGUGUAAUUGAUAAUUAUAGUUAAUAAUGAUUUUAAUCUUUAAUUGUUGUCUGAAAUCAAUUUUUAUCUAUGGAGUUGAAGUAUUCCGUGAAUUGCAAGAAAAUAUUCCAAUAUAUGAGAAAAUAAUGUCAAGGUACAUACGAGCUUAACUUAUAUAAAAAAAAAAAAAAAGAAAAUUACGUGUAACCGUGACACAAUUAAUCAAAUAAUGGAUUUCGGCUCCAAGAUUUAAAAUUGUAAGUUAAACGUAAAAGUUGAAGGCAGAAGACUUUUCUGCUUUAUUUUGAGAUAUUCUCCAGCUAUAGAAGAGAGAGCGAGAGAGAGAGAGAGAGAGAGAGAAAAAAAAGAACCGGUAACAUAGCAGGAGGGAUGAUAUUGAAUUAAUUGUUACAGAAGCGUAAAAAUCACAAGACAUUCAGUGCAAGCAUUAGAAAAAUUCAAACUUUAAUAAGAGACAAGUGGUUCUAGAAAUUGCAAAGCGUUCUGCAACUUCUGAGAAUAAUGUUCAUCGUGCGAUAUCGCAUGUCUUAGGAUUUUCUCGCUAUUUUAGAGUAGUGAAGUAGUUAAUAGUUUUACUAUUAUAUGUAUAUUUCGUUUGUGUUUUUCCCCUGGUGAACUGUUGAGGCUAUUAUAUCUCGAUGUGAGUCAUAUUUUAUGUUAAGUUUCACCUUUUUUUGAAGAUGAAGAAAAGAAAAACAAUGUGUUCGUGCAUUGCAUUUGUUGUUUUCACUUUGAGAAUUAAUUUCACUUAAGUCGUUAACUUAUAUUAAUGGUAAUAUAAGGAUAACACGAAUGUGUCAAAAUUCAAAAUUGAUGUCGUCAAUUUCUCGAAUACUAUAUUUUUAUGUUUACUGCGUUUAGUUUCUUAG
This is a messenger RNA of Megalopta genalis, 3344 nucleotides long. Lineage: Eukaryota; Metazoa; Arthropoda; Insecta; Hymenoptera; Halictidae. The record is from RefSeq and is a predicted model, not a curated record.